CUGGCUGAUGUCGGUCUCGGAGUAAAACGCCGGAAGCUGACAAAGAAGAGAACAGCUUGAGUUGCAACCUGGAAGCCCAUAGAUGGCUUGGAUGGCGCAAUGGCAGCUUCAGGAGAAUGGCUGUUUCCGGCCAACCCACCGGCGCUGAAGCCAGUAAUCUCCCACGGCUUACCCUUCCAGGACGCAUGUGUCCACCACUCUCAAGACUCCUUUCGAGCGUCGCGCAUCUACGUUGUGGUAUCCUCGUCGAUCAGCAAGACCGAGAACUUCAAAACCCUACAAUCAGCCCUUGGCGACCGCGUUGCUGGCGUCCGCUACGGUUUCCGGCCACACACACCUUGGGAUGAUGUCCUAGAAGUCGCCCGGGACCUUGGAACCAUCAAUCCGGAUCUCAUCAUCACGUUGGGCGCGGGAUCCAUCACCGACGGCAUCAAGGUUGCAUCGUUUGCUUACUCGAACGGGGCCUUGACAACCGAGGAUUUGGAGCAGUUAGCAGUGAAGACCGAGAAGCAAUCCGGCACGGAAUCAGACACGGCAUCAGAAAUCCAAGCCUGCCGAAUCCCCGUCAUCAACGUCCCGACAUCCCUGUCUGGGGGGGAGUACACGGCGAUUGGUGGAGCUACAGACACUCGAAACGGCCACAAAGCGACAUUCCGCCACCCUUCCAUGAUGGCCAGCUUGGUGGUGCUCGACCCACGGCUGUGCACCUCAACGCCAGAGAGGGUCUGGCUCUCAUCGGGCGUCAGAGCUGUCGACCACUGCGUCGAAGGUAUCAGCGGGACUGCUUCAGGCGAAGCAGAUGAGGAGCGCAAGCUUCUAGAACACAGUCUCCGUACAUUGCUUCCAAAUCUCCUCGCGACAAAGGCAAACCCUGGCGACCUACAGGCCCGUGUUCAAUCGAUGCUGGCUGUGCCCCCGUGUCUCCAAGCUCUCGAUAUGGGCCUCGGCGCGAGCCACGGCAUUGGCCACCAACUGGGCCCCCUCGGUGUCGGGCACGGAGAGACGAGCUGUGUUUUGCUCCCGGUUGUCCUGAAGUUCAAUUACCUCCACGGUGACGCAGAGGCUAGAUCGCGACAGAAGCGGGUAUGGGAGGUCUUCUGGAGUGACCCGACCGUGUCAGAAGUAUUGAUGGGCCAGGGGCUGACCAAGGAAGACUCGGAUACCGGCGAUGUGGUGGGGGCAUUCAUCAAGGCGCUUGGGAUGCCCACAAGUCUAAGAGCUGUCGGCGUUGGCCGUGAGAAGUUCGACUCGCUUGCCGACAAUGCUCUCAAGGAUUUCUGCACCCAAUCCAACCCCGUGGCCCUUGACAAGAAGGGCGUCUUGGAGAUACUCGAGAUGGCAGCAGCGGACUGACCGGCUACGGACGGGGCUGCGUUCACACCCGAUCUCGGUCGCCACCGAAUUGUCCCUUCUUCCAGUCUUGGGAUCGCCAAGAAUUCCCCUGCCAACC
Molecule: messenger RNA, 1450 nt
Organism: Phialemonium atrogriseum
Lineage: Eukaryota; Fungi; Ascomycota; Sordariomycetes; Cephalothecales; Cephalothecaceae
Product: alcohol dehydrogenase
Exons: 2
Coding region: 100-1353 (417 amino acids)
Cellular component (GO): mitochondrion
Molecular function (GO): metal ion binding; alcohol dehydrogenase (NAD+) activity
Source: RefSeq, a predicted model, not a curated record